This is a messenger RNA of Rana temporaria (common frog), 1667 nucleotides long. It is a transcript of the gene RSKR, whose product is annotated as ribosomal protein S6 kinase related. The transcript has 12 exons. The record is from RefSeq and is a predicted model, not a curated record. Gene Ontology annotation, molecular function: protein serine/threonine kinase activity; ATP binding. Bases 208 to 1398 code for a protein of 396 amino acids. Gene Ontology annotation, biological process: protein phosphorylation. NCBI's taxonomy places the organism in Eukaryota, Metazoa, Chordata, Amphibia, Anura, Ranidae.
ACCACCAUGUAUGAUAUGUAUAAGAAAUACACUCAUGAAUAAUGCAGCACUGGAUGCAUAAGCAAAGGCCAGUACUUAGCAGCAGAUUAAAAUUGUUUGUCCAGCUAAAGCGGAUUACCAGUACAUGUGACUCCUCUCAGAGAUCAGAAAGUGUUUGGCUUGAAAGCACAAAAUCUGAUCUGCGUGUACACUAACUGAAGACAUGAAAUGGGAGCCACCAGCAGUGACACCAAGGGCUGCACUUCUGUGUCGCCCAACCUUUGGGUUCCUUCUUGGAAAGGGCUGUUGAGUGGGGACAGCUUGGCAACACCAGGUUUUGGUCAGCUGUGGGCGACUGGCCGAACAAUAAAGGACAGGUUUAAGACAUCACAUCAGACUAGCCUUCCAGAAACAAAAGUCACAGAGCGACCUCUCCCACAUUGCGUAUCCUUAUUCUUGCCUGAAUUUCCAGUGUGGUCUCCAGCUGUGCAGCCAGAGUUAAAGAUUCUAGGAUGUGUUGCUAAAGGAUCCAUUGGUCCAGUACUGAAGGUCUUAAACUGCGCAGAACAGAAGAUCUUUGCUUUAAAGGUACUACCCAAAGGAGAAGUUCUGAGGCGUAACACACUAAAACAAUGUAAGGAAGAAGUCAGCAUUCAGCGACAAUUGAAACAUCCAUUUAUUCAAUGCCUGGGAGAGAGCUGGCAAGGACAACGUCACCUAUUUAUCAUGUGUAAUUACUGCAGAUACGGAGAUCUCCAUUCCUUAUGGAUGUCUGUCAAGAAAACCGAAGAAGACACAGUCCGGUUAUUUGCCGCAGAACUGGUAUCAGUGUUGGUGUAUCUUCAUAACCUGGGAAUCAUACAUCGAGAUGUUAAGAUGGAAAAUAUAUUGCUUGAUGAACGAGGGCAUUUGAAAUUGUCAGAUUUUGGACUUUCUCGACACCUACCUUUUGGAGAACAUGCAUACACCAUAUGUGGCACCCUUCAAUACAUGGCUCCUGAGGUUCUUUCUGGAGGUCCCUACAGCCAUUCAGCUGACUGGUGGUCUUUGGGUGUCUUAUUGUAUGCACUCGCAGUUGGAGAGUUUCCAGUUCCAUAUGCUAGAGACCACAUAAGUAUGCUGGAGUUUGUCAAUCAAGCAGAAUUCAUUAUUCCGGAGUCUUUAAGCCAAGGACUGUCCUUCCUAUUGAAAGAGCUCCUGUGUAAAGCUCCAAGACAGAGGCUACGCCACUUCCAUCAGUUCCAGAGCCAUAUGUUCUUCAGAGGAAUGACCUUUGAUCCCUUGCUUCUUCAGAAGUACCCGGUAGAUCUUGUGUUAUCCAUGCGUAAAUCAGAAGAUUUAGAUCCAUCAGAAACUCAUUUCUUUGAAGACUUUGACUAUGAUUUCACAGAGACCUUGCAGUUUCCACACCCAGCCUAAACUACAUCAGCUGCAACAAAAUAUGAAACCAUCAUGCCAGCCACUGCCUUAAAAUGUGUGGAGUCUCAUUCUGAAUUUAUGAGUGUAAAGUACUUCCCACCCUUCGCAUUUAUUUAUUAUUGCUAAGUUUCCUAUUUAUCUAGUAUACUGUAGAUGGCAGUGCUUUUUACCCAUUAACCAUUCUACUUGCUAAUGAAAGAAUACCUAUUUGUACACACCAUAAGAUCAGCUUUUAUAUUUUAUAAAUAAACGGCAGUUUUACUACACUA